AUGCUGCUGCUGCUGCUGCUGCUGCUGCAGGCUCCGGGCAGCGUCCAGGGGAAGGGACACUGGUGUGAACAGACGCAGCAGCACCUGGAGGAAACCCUGCUGAGCCCGCGCCUGCAGCAGGAAGUGCGCUGCUCUCAGGUCUUUCAGUACAACAUGCAGGGCUGGCGGCUGGACGUGGAGCGAAUGAGAGCUCGCCACGGGGACGACGACGCCAUUGCGGCCUACUACCAGCAGCAAGGAGAGACGGCCACGUGUGCGCUCUACAAGGCGGCGCAGGUGCAGAAGCAGGAGGUGAACCGGACCCUGACCGCCUGCUGUGACGGCUGGAGUGGACCUCACUGCACACAAGCCGUAGGGGCCCGGGGCCAGUGCUUCUCCACCUGGAACUGUGAGGACCUCCCUGGGAUGUCCAACCUGUCCCUGGUGCAGAUGGAGCAGUGCUGUGAGCAGAGGUGGGCUCUGAGCUGGAGGAACAUGUCUGACCACACCUGCCUGUCCUGCAGCUACACCCUGCUCCCCGACUCCCAGAGAUCCUCAGGGGUCCGUGGGGGCCUCCUGACCAGCAUGAGGGCCCCACAGGGGUCUGCCACGUGUGUGUCCUGGGGAGGCAGCCACUAUCGCAGCUUCGACCGCAAACACUUCCACUUCCAGGGCGACUGCACCUACCUGCUGUCCUCCUCCACGGACGGGACCUGGGCUGUGUAUGUGAGCAGCAGCUGCGACGAGGCCCAGUGCUCUAAGUCUCUGAAGAUGAUGCUGGGUUUGGAUUUACUGACAGUUCACAGAGGAAACCUGACCCUCAACAGUGUCUCUGUAGCACAGGGACAACCUGUCUUUCAGAACGGUGUGAGUGUUCAGUGGGUCGGAGACUUCGUGCUGGUGGAGAGUGGCCUCGGAGUCCGGUUGAAGUUUGACCUUUCCAACACGGUCUAUCUGAGCGUGAGCAGCGACCAUCAAGGUUCCACCAGAGGCCUGUGUGGUCCCUACAACGACAACCCUGACGUCUCUGCUCCUGACCCUCUGCCACAGUCUAAACCUGCUCCUGACCCUCUGCCACAGUCUGCUCCUGACCCUCUGCCACAGUCUAAACCUGCUCCUGACCCUCUGCCACAGUCUAACCUGCUCCUGACCCUCUGCCACAGCCUAAACCUGCUCCUGACCCUCUGCCACAGUCUAACCUGCUCCUCUGCCACAUCUAAACCAGCUCCUGACCCUCUGCCACAGUCUGCUCCUGACCCUCUGCCACAGUCUAAACCUGCUCCUGACCCUCUGCCACAGUCUGCUCCUGACCCUCUGCCACAGUCUAAACCUGCUCCUGACCCUCUGCCACAGUCUAACCUGCUCCUGACCCUCUGCCACAGUCUAAACCUGCUCCUGACCCUCUGCCACAGUCUGCUCCUGACCCUCUGCCACAGUCUAAACCAGCUCCUGACCCUCUGCCACAGUCUGCUCCUGACCCUCUGCCACAGUCUAAACCUGCUCCUGACCCUCUGCCACAAUGACUUCAUGACCCUCAGUGGAAGUGUGUCUCAGUACGCUGCCAGCUUCGGGAACUCCUGGAGAGUCCUGGACCAACAGAACGAGGGCUGCAGUGAUGCGGCUGAGCUCGGUCACAGUUGUGCAGUUUCCAGAGACGCAGCUUUAAAGAAACACGCAGAGUCUGUUUGUCAUCGACUUCUACAGGAGCCAUUCUCCCACUGCCACUCCAGGGUGGAGCCGGCCGCCUACAUAGACACGUGUCUGUACUUGUUCUGCAGUCUGACAGCUCAACACAGAGACGCUGCAGUGUGUGACACUGUGGCCAGUUACACCAGAGAGUGUGCCCAGAAACAUGUGCUGCUGAGCUGGAGGACCGCCGCCUUCUGUGAGCGUGUGUGUCCCCGCGGGAUGCUGUUCUCAGAUUGUGUGUCCUCGUGUCCUGCCACGUGUGUGUCCCCGUCUGUUGGCCAGUGCAGGGAGGAGUGUGUGGGGGGGUGUGAGUGCCCCCCAGGACUGUUCCUCCACCGGGGGCAGUGUCUGCAGCGAGACCAGUGUCCGUGUUUCCACCGCAGACAGGUCUAUCCACCAGAGGGCAGCAUACAGCAGAGAUGCAACCGCUGCGUGUGCCGCGGGGGUCAGUGGCUCUGCUCCUCAGAGAAGUGUGCCGCUCAGUGCAGCCUCAUGGGGGCGCUGCACGUCUCCACCUUCGACAACAAGAGAUACUCUCUGCAAGGAACUGACUGUACUUUUACUGCUGUAGAGGACUUUGUGGACCGGAAGCUCUCAGUGAGUGUGCGGACUGAAGAAUGUGGAAGGGGGCGGGGCUGUCUGACCGAGCUGUCAAUCACAGCUCUGCACACCACUGUCUCCAUCAGUCGCUCAGGGACCAUCACUCUGAAUGGGCAGAGACGACUGCUGCCACUGGAGACUGGGGACCUGGUGGUGCUUAGGGCCUCCUCCUCUUUUGUCCUGGUCCAGACCUUUGGGGCCCAACUGCUGUGGCACCUGGAGGGGCCCCUGGCUCUCAUCACUCUGCAGCCAGGCUUUGCUCACAAGCGGGAGGAACAAAAAGUGAGGUCUGUGGUGGCGCCCCCUCCUGUUCAUGACCUGUACUGCUGUGUUCUUAGAGUGAGGUCUGUGGUGGCGCCCCCUCCUGUUCAUGACCUGUACUGCUGUGUUCAUAGAGUGAGGUCUGUGGUGGCGCCCCCUCCUGUUCAUGACCUGUACUGCUGUGUUCUUAGAGUGCGGGGCCUGUGUGGCACUCUUACCUGGACUCAGGAGGAUGACUUCCUCACUGCAGACGGGGACGUGGAGAGCAGCGUCUCCUCUUUCGCUGAGAAGUUCAGCACAGGACAGUGUAGGGGCCCCACAGCGGGGGCCCUGGACCCCUGCACCACCUACAGCCAAAGGAGACAGUACGCAGAGGCCAUGUGCUCAGUCAUACACAGUGUGUCCUUCAAGCACUGCCAUGAUGCGGUGGAGAGGGAGUGGUACUACCGCCUGUGUCUGUGGGAGGUGUGCAGCUGUGGCCCCUCUGAGUCCUGUCACUGUCCUGUACUGACGGCCUACAGCCAGCACUGUGCCCAGGAAGGGGCACCAGUGAGCUGGAGGAAUCACACCUUCUGUCCCGUGGCCUGUUCCGGGGGGCAGUUGUACCAGGAGUGUGGUCCUCCUUGUGGCUCCUCCUGCUCAGACCUCCACAGAGGCUGGAGCUGUGACAGAGACGGGACACCGUCACCCACAGUGUGUGUCCCGGGAUGCCAGUGCCCCCCCGGCCUCCUGCGGGGCCCCCAGGGUCAGUGUGUGCCCCCCAACAUGUGCCCCUGUGUGCAAGGGAACAAGAGCUACCCCCCAGGAGCACGCAUCAAAAACAACUGCAACAGCUGUGUGUGCCAGCAGGGGGCGCUGAACUGCUCCCAGGAGGUGUGUGAGGAGGUGAGCCGCUGUCCUGGGGCCCUGGUCUACGCCCCUCGCUCCUGUCUCCUCACCUGCUCCAGUCUGGACGUCCCACCAGGAGCCUGCAGAGAGGCCCUGUCCGGGUGUGUGUGCCCCCAGGGGACCGUGCUGCUGGGUGACCAGUGCGUGCCCCCAGACCAGUGUCCGUGUCACCACAACGGACGACUGUACCAGAGCAACGACACCAUCAGGAAGGACUGCAACACAUGGUACAGACUCAGGAUCAAAGGGACACUGUUCAAGUCUAUUGAAGACUAUCAAAGCUACAGUUUAUGCCUGUCGUCUCUGACCCUCACCCAGAUCUAUACAGAACCCUCACUGACCCUCACCCUCACAGACCCUCACAGACCCUCACUGACCCUCACCCUCACUGACCCUCACCCUCACAGACCCUCACUGACCCUCACCCUCACUGACCCUCACCCUCACAGACCCUCACUGACCCUCACCCUCACUGACCCUCACCCUCACAGACCCUCACAGACCCUCACCCUCACUGACCCUCACCCUCACAGACCCUCACUGACCCUCACCCUCACUGACCCUCACCCUCACAGACCCUCACUGACCCUCACCCUCACAGACCCUCACAGACCCUCACCCUCACUGACCCUCACCCUCACAGACCCUCACAGACCCUCACCCUCACAGACCCUCACAGACCCUCACCCUCACAGACCCUCACUGACCCUCACCCUCACAGACCCUCACAGACCCUCACCCUCACUGACCCUCACCCUCACAGACCCUCACAGACCCUCACCCUCACUGACCCUCACCCUCACAGACCCUCACAGACCCUCACCCUCACUGACCCUGUUAAGGAAGUUUCUACCCAAUGAAGGAGAAAACUCAAAGACCCUCACCCUCACAGACCCCUCACCCUCACAGACCCCUCACCCUCACAGACCCUCACCCUCACAGACCCUCACCCUCACAGACCCUCACAGACCCUCACCCUCACUGACCCUCACAGACCCUCACCCUCACAGACCCUCACAGACCCUCACCCUCACAGACCCUCACCCUCACAGACCCUCACAGACCCUCACCCUCACUGACCCUCACCCUCACAGACCCUCACAGACCCUCACCCUCACAGACCCUCACCCUCACAGACCCUCACCCUCACUGACCCUCACCCUCACAGACCCUCACAGACCCUCACCCUCACAGACCCUCACCCUCACAGACCCUCACCCUCACAGACCCUCACCCUCACAGACCCUCACUGACCCUGACCCUCACAGACCCUCACCCUCACAGACCCUCACUGACCCUGACCCUCACAGACCCUCACCCUCACAGACCCUCUCUGACCCUCUUCCUCCUCCUCCCCCAGCGUACCCUCACUACGUGACGUUUGACGGCCGCAGCUACAGCUUCCUCGGCGACUGUCAGUACGUCCUGGUGUCAGAGCGCAGCGGCGCCUUCAGGGUCACGGCCGAGAACGUUCCCUGCGGCAGCUCCGGGGUCACCUGCACCAAGUCCGUCACCCUCAGCUUGGGAAACACUGUCAUACACCUGUUAAGAGGCAAAGCGGUGACUGUGAACGGGAUGCCGGUGACUCUUCCAAAGUGGUACAGUGGCAGUGGUCUGAGUCUGGAGCAGAUGGGUCUGUACGUGUCCCUGUCCUCCCACCAGGGGGUCACUCUGCUCUGGGACGGAGGGAUGCGGGUGUACGUCCGUCUGGCCCCUCGCCUCAGGGGCCGAGUCGCAGGUCUCUGUGGGAACUUUGACGGAGACACAGAGAACGAUUUCACCACACGACAGGGCAUCGUGGAGUCCACCCCCGAGCUGUUCGGAAACUCCUGGAAAGUCAGCGCCUCCUGUCCAGACGUGGCCGACCAGGACCUCAGGGACCCGUGUAAACUGAACCCUCACAGAACCACGUGGGCCCGGAAGCGCUGCUCGGUGCUGACCCAGGACCUGUUCUCCGGCUGCCACGCCGAGGUGCCCUUUCAGCAGUACUACGACUGGUGUGUGUUCGACGCCUGUGGCUGUGACUCCGGAGGCGACUGUGAGUGUCUGUGCACGGCCCUCGCUGCUUACGCCGAGGAGUGCAACCGCCGGGGGGUCUACAUCCGCUGGAGGUCCCAGGACAUCUGCCCGCUGCAGUGUGAGAAUGGGCUGGUGUAUGAGCCCUGUGGUCCCGCCUGUACCCCGUCCUGUCCCUCUGCCCCUCACCACCAUCUGUCCCAGUGCAGUGUCCUGUCCUGUGUGGAGGGCUGCUUCUGCCCCAAGGGGACGGUGCGCCACGGAGACAGCUGCCUGUCCCCAGCAGAAUGUCCCUGUGAGUGGGACGGCUCCAUGUUUCCUCCUGGGGCAGUCACCGGGCAGCACUGUCAGAACUGCACCUGUGAGGACGGGGUGUGGCGCUGUGUGGGCGUGGCCUGCCCCUCCCCCCUCCCCUCCUGUGAACCUGGGGAGUUCAGCUGUGCCUCUGGGGGGCGCUGUAUCCCUGCACAUUGGCUCUGUGACAACGAGGACGACUGUGGAGACGGCUCCGACGAGGUCUGCCCCUCCACCUGUGGCCCAGGACACUUCCACUGCUCCAGCACCAGUGGUCCCUGUUUGGACGAGGCUCUCCGCUGCGACGGCUACGCAGACUGCAUCGACCAAUCAGACGAGGAGUUCUGUGGCCCAGCCACGCCCCUCCCCCUCUGCCCCCCCGGGGAGUUCAAGUGCGACAGCGGGAAGUGCCUCUCGACCAGCCGCGUCUGUGACGGGCGUCUGGACUGUGGCUUUGCUGACGGCUCCGACGAACAAGACUGUGGUGUGGUGUGUAAGGAGGGGGAGUUCCUGUGCGCUGGAGGCCGCUGUAUCCUCUACCUCCAUCGCUGUGACGGACACGACGACUGUGGAGACCUGAGCGACGAGAGGGGGUGUGUGUGUUCCUCAGGACAGUUCCAGUGUCCUGGAGACCAGUGUGUCCCCGCAGAGCGAGUGUGUGAUGGACAGAAGGACUGUCCAAUGGGGACGGACGAAGCCGUCUGCUCCAGGACAGUGACCUGUGCUCCAGGACAGUUUGUCUGCUCAGACGGAUCCUGUAUUCUCUCUGUUCGAGUUUGUGACGGGACAGCGGACUGUCCCAGGGCAGAGGACGAGCGACCUGUCAACUGUCCCGCCCUGACCUCAGCCCCGCCCACUUCUCCAACAUCAGCCUGCAGGGCCUACGAGUUCCCCUGUGUGGGAGGGGGGCAGUGUGUGCCCCAGGCCUGGCGCUGCGAUGGGCAGACAGACUGUGUGGACGGCAGUGACGAGCAGAGCUGCACCACUCCGUGUGGCCCCGGCCAUCUGCCCUGUGAGAGCAGAGACCAGUGUGUACCCCACCAGCAGCUGUGUGACGGGACCCCCCACUGCAGGGACGCCUCCGACGAGAGCAUCGACAACUGUGGGUCGACGGUCAUCCCUCCGUGUCGCGGGAGCUUCUCCUGUGACAGUUGGACCUGUGUGAACAUGACGCAGGUUUGUGACGGGGUCCGGGACUGUCCCCACGGAGACGAUGAAUUGGUGUGUGAUAAAACAGUACCAGAAACACCGAACCAGAACCGAACCAAACAGUGUCCAGAGUUCACCUGCUCAAAUGGCUCCUGUGUCCCCCUCAGUGUGGUGUGUAAUGGAGUGGCAGACUGUCCGGAUGCUCCCACACCAGCAGCUGAUGAAGAGGCCUGUAGACAGUGGGGCCCCUGGGGGCCGUGGAGCACCUGCAGUGUGUCCUGUGGCUCAGGCUCCAUGAGGAGGCAGCGCUCCUGUCCUUCUGGGGACCUGCUGUACGAGUGCAGGGGCCAGAGUCUCCAGAGACAGCAGUGUUUCAACACCAGCUGUCCAGUGGAUGGCAGGUGGUUGCCGUGGGCAACCUGGUCCAACUGCUCCGGUGGUUGUGGGGGGGUGAAGGUGCGACGCAGAGGCUGCAGCCCCCCCUUCAGUGGAGGCAGAGACUGUCCCCAGCUGCCGGGCUCCUCCCCCUCGUCUACGGAAAUCACGCCGUGCCCCGGAGAGGCCUGCUCCAACAGCAGCUGCCCCGAAGGCCUAGUCAGACACAGCUGUGCGACCUGCCCCUUGACCUGCACCCAUGUCAGCCGUGGGACGUCCUGUGAGCCGUCUGCCCCCUGUUUCUCUGGCUGCUGGUGUCCGGAGGGGCGGGUCAUGAGCCACACCCAGCAGUGCGUCCGGCCAGAGGAGUGUGAGUGCGAGGAGGCUGGCGAGCUCUACCGCCCCGGCCAGACCAUUAAGAGGAGUUGUGAACUGUGUGUGUGUGAGAGAGGCCGAGUCCAGAGCUGCGAGCCCAACCCCAACUGCACUUUGGACUGUGGCUGGUCUUCCUGGUCCCAGUGGGGGGAGUGUCUGGGACCAUGUGGCGUCCAGAGCGUCCAGUGGUCCUUCCGCAGCCCAAACAGCCCCUCUGUGCAGGGGGAGGGGCGGGUCUGUCGGGGCAUCUACCGGAAGGCACGCAGGUGCCAGACGGAGCAGUGUCUGCAGUGUGAGCACCGGGGUCAGACUCACCCGGUGGGGGAGCGCUGGGGGGAGGAGCCAUGUCAGCUGUGUCGCUGCUCCAACAGUCUGCAGGUGCUCUGUGGCCCCUACUGUCAGUAUGAGGCCUCAAGCUGUCCUCAGGGUCAGAGCUUGGUUCCUGGAGACGGCGACAGAUGCUGUUUCUGUGAAGGCGGAAAUGGAACUUUUUCAUUCACCGUCAGUCCCAGGGUCACCCCCAACCCAGGCCUCGUUCCUGUGAUCCCCACUUACCCACUUCCACCCGGAGAUCAGUGCUGGUCUCCUCUGGGGGUCCCCUCUCUCCCGGCCUCCAGCUUCAGUGCGUCCUCUCAGAUGGCAGGUCACCCCCCUGAGGCAGCCCGGCUCCACGCCUGGGACCCCCACACCGACCUCCAGGGCUGGAGUCCAGAGCCUCAAGAUUAUGGGGACCUCCCUCAGCGUCGUCCUGAGGCUCUUGGCAGCGGAGCAGCGAGUCCACACUUACAGAUUGACCUCCUGCAGCCGCACAACAUCACAGGUCUGCUGACCCAGGGAGGAGGUGUGUAUGACACAUACGUGUCCAGCUUCUCUCUUCAGUUCAGCCUCAACGGAAACAUGUGGAACACGUUCAAGGAGAUGGUCACUGACGCUCGGCCCAAAGUCAAGGUGUUUAUGGGUAACCGUGACGACCGCAGUGUGGCCGUGACCAGGCUGGACAGAAUGGUGUCUGCGAGGUUUGUCCGCCUGGUGCCUUACGACUUCCAACACAGCAUCUACCUGCGGCUGGAGCUGCUGGGCUGUGCAGACAGUACAUUCCACUCGGUCACCACCCCUGGGCCCUCCCCCAUCAGCCCCAGCGGGGGGUGUGGUGAGGGACAGUUCCAGUGUCAGAAUGGACGCUGUGUAUCCGCCGGUCCACAGGGGGCGCUGUGUGAUGGGGUCAACGACUGUGGAGAUGGAUCUGAUGAGAGGCUCUGUGCUUUCCUGCACUGA
Knipowitschia caucasica is the source of this 8901-nucleotide messenger RNA. The record is from the annotation of a GenBank genome assembly. NCBI's taxonomy places the organism in Eukaryota, Metazoa, Chordata, Actinopteri, Gobiiformes, Gobiidae.